This is a messenger RNA of Telopea speciosissima, 1425 nucleotides long. RefSeq lists its product as uncharacterized. Bases 1 to 1425 code for a protein of 474 amino acids. The transcript is spliced from 6 exons. Gene Ontology annotation, molecular function: nucleic acid binding. Lineage: Eukaryota; Viridiplantae; Streptophyta; Magnoliopsida; Proteales; Proteaceae. The record is from RefSeq and is a predicted model, not a curated record.
AUGGUUCAACAUGGUAUGGUUCACCAGUCUUCCUGCUUUGACACACCACAACAAAUUGGUGUAGCAGAUAGGAAAAAUCGACAUUUAAUGGAGGUUACUCAGUCCAUGUUGUUUGAGAUGAAAGUUCCCAAAAAUUUUUGGGUUGAUGCUGUGAUGAUUGCAUGCUAUCUCAUUAAUCGCAUGCCUUCAUCAGUUUUGUGGGCUGAAAUUCCCCAUUCUGUGUUGUUUCCUACUGAAUCAUUGUUUCCUUUGCCACCUUGUAUCUUUGGAUGUGUGUGUUUUAUUCGUGAUCAUCGCCCAGGGUUGUCUAAGUUGGAUCCAAAAGCUAUUAAGUGUAUGUUUCUUAAGUAUUCUCGUACCCAAAAAGGUUACCGCUGUUAUUCUCCAUCUUUGCCCAAGUACUUAAUUACAGCUGAUGUGUCUUUCUUUGAAUCCACGCCAUACCAUGCUGCUCCGGUAAAUGCUUCUGAGUUAGAUGAUGAUUUUCCUGUGUAUGUCAUUCAGACUCUUGCUCCACCGCAACCAGCCCCUGAUCCUCCUACGGGUAUUAUUCCAGUUGCUCUUGUUGUUUCUAAUCUUGACAUUCCAAUUGCUAAAAGAAAAGAGGCAUUAUCUAGUCUUGGCUGGAGGAUAGCUGUGGAAGAAGUAUUAAAGGCAUUAAAGGUGAAUGAUACUUGGGAUCUUGUACCGCUGCCACAAGCAAAAUCUGCCAUUGGUUGUCGAUGGGUGUAUGCAGUAAAGCUUGAUGUCAAGAAUGCAUUCUUGCAUGGUACUCUGCAGGAAGUUUAUAUGGAGCAACCUCCAGGACAGUCAAGUGCAAGAAGGAUUUUUCUGAUUGUGUAUGUUGAUGAUAUUAUCAUCACUGGUGAUGAUUCAGUUGGUAUAGCUGAGUUGAAGUCAUAUCUUCAACAGAAGUUUCAGACUAACGACUUGGGGAAACUGAAAUAUUUUCUGGGAAUUGAAGUGGCUAAGUCUCAAAAGGGAGUUUUUCUGUCACAACAAAAGUAUUUGUUUGAUUUGCUUACGGAGAUAGUUACGAUUGGGUCUAAACCUAUUGACUUACCAAUGGAUCAGGGUGUGAAACUUGUUGCUGAUGGAGGAGAUGUUCUUGGUGACCCUCAGAGAUAUAGAAGAUUGGUGGGUAACCUGAACUAUCUAACAGUUACCCGACCUGACAUUGCCUUUCCAGUUAGUAUGGUGAGUCAGUUCCUUUCCUCUCCGCGGACUACUCAUUGGGAUGUAGUUAUUCGCAUUUUGCAGUGUCUUAAGAAGGCUCCAGGUAGAGGAGUGGUGUACCAACAUCAUGGGCACAGUAGAGUUGAUGGGUUUUCAGAUGCUGAUUGGAGAAUUGAUUAUGGCUGCAACUCUUCUCUUCUUCUCCUCUGGUUUUCUGCAGGUUACAACAUUGAUGCUGCCCUUCCCUAA